CUGAGAGUUGUCUUUUUUGUUUUUACAGCGGAUACAAAUGGACAAAAAUGCCCUCCAGCAUCACCAAGUUAUCAUGAUGAGUACACUCAAGAGAAUUGCAACUUCAACACCAUGACCAAAUAUUAUCAAAAGAAUUCCAAGAAAAAGAAGAAAAAUUUCAAGAAAAUGACAAAUUCCAAGAUAAAAAAAUUUAAUUUUGAUAAAGAAUUUUCUAAUUUUGAUUAUAAAGGUUUAUUUAGUAGUGAUGAAGAGAGUGAAGAUGAAGAAUUUGACAAUAAUACCCUUUUUUCAUCAAGGUCAUUUUCAAAUUCUGAUUCAUCGGAAUAUUCUUCUCUCGGGCGAAAACUGCGGCGGCGUAAGGUGGUCAACGGUGGUGUAAAGGGCAGUCUUGCUGUGGUCAAAAAGUCAAAGGAUCCUUAUGGUGAUUUUAGGGAGUCAAUGUUGGAAAUGAUUAUGGAAAAUCAAAUAUUUGGUGGUAAAGAACUUGAAAAUUUGUUGGAAUGUUUUUUGAAAUUAAAUUCAAAAUAUCAUCAUGGAGUAAUUAUUGAUGUUUUUACAGAGAUUUGUGAAGCUUUGUUUUCUAGUUUGUCCUAGAAAAAAAUAAAAGAAACAAGAAAAUAUGUAAUAUGUUUUGUUAUGCAACUAUUUUGUUGUGUUUUUAUUAUGAAUGAGUAAUUAGUUUAAUGGUAUUUACGUUUUCAUCCUUAA
Messenger RNA from Capsicum annuum, 708 nucleotides. Its product is annotated as transcription repressor OFP8. Gene Ontology annotation, biological process: negative regulation of DNA-templated transcription. The record is from RefSeq and is a predicted model, not a curated record. The transcript has a single exon. Lineage: Eukaryota; Viridiplantae; Streptophyta; Magnoliopsida; Solanales; Solanaceae. The annotation marks the transcript as partial.